Molecule: messenger RNA, 1250 nt
Organism: Perkinsus marinus ATCC 50983
Lineage: Eukaryota; Perkinsozoa; Perkinsida; Perkinsidae
Exons: 13
Coding region: 30-1250 (406 amino acids)
Source: RefSeq, a predicted model, not a curated record
GAUAUAUACUCGAUCGUUUUCGAAACCACAUGCCCCUUCAUGGCGUCGUAGAAGUCUUGAUUCACUUUGACGAAUUUAGGAAUGUCGAUUUGUAUCAUCAGGGCUUGUAUCAGCUCCGAGUUCGGUUAUCUGUGCCGAAACAAAGGGAAUCGUCAGUGUCCAAUACCAAGCCGAGCUCGGUUGACAGCGCCACGCCGGUUGCUCCCUCAAAAGUCUUUGCCCUGCCGUACAAUUGGUUCACCAGUCGAUCGAAAGAUCCGGGCGAGCGGGCGAACAGCGAGGCGUCGAAGCCGAGCUUUCAUGACGUGAAACAAGCAUGUAUAUCUGAUAGUCAAGCAGCGUUUUAUAGCCGGAGUUUUCUGGUUCGAUAUUGCGAGGAACAGGUGCCACUCGGAGAUUUCUGUCAGUUUAGGUUGGAGCUCCCAUGUGAACUCCUUGUUCCGGAGAAAUCUUCCGUGACUAGCGAAACCGUCAUUGCAUGUGAUAUUGAUUUACUCUACGGCGAACUCAAAGCUUGCAGCAUCAACAGCAACAUAAAUUUGAAGUCUGAGAGAAUGCUGAAGGAAGCCACCACAGGGAGUGGUAUCGAAUUGAAAAGAGCUUCCACUGUACGACUACUCCUACAUCACAUUCAGGACGGCUUAUACGAAUGUGUCCCCGUGGUAUUCGACGAGGCUCAUUUCUGUUCAGUGAAAAUGCUGAUAUGUGCGACUCUCUCAGAUUUCAGGUUUCGGCUGCCGCCGCCUCAACCCGAGGAAGUUGUCAGUAGCGACGUACUCGUGCAAGAUACUGAGGCGGACAAUCUCAUUUUGGGAGCGCCAGUGGCUUUACGUUCUGUGGUCGAACCAAACACUUUGGAGGAGUUCCUCAAGCUCAAAGAAGCGAAAGAAGUUACGAUCAAUGCGAGUUCAUCAGAAACUGCUGCGUCAAUGACUUGUAGUGGCUCUUCUGAAUAUAUGCAUAUCAUGGAAGGAGCCUACGGUCAUCUCGAAUCAUUCUUUUAUGACGUCACGAGUCGAUGCUCGACCGGCUCUUUCAAGGUGUCACUUGCGGAAAAGCUGAGCAUUCCGCAUAACCCCCCUGAGGAAGCUGGUCCGAAGAGUGUUGCCGAGAUAAUGGCAACAAUGAAUGUUUUGGCUGUGAGCUCAUUUGAGCUUUGGCACAGGUUACUCGAGGUACUGGCCGUAUGUAGCAGGAAAGUGUGCGAUGAACUGCUCAUAGUGUGGGAACGGAAUACGAUAGAAAAGUAG